GGCCGGGUGGGCCCCGGUCGCCCGGCGCGGGAAGACUGGCGCGCGGCGGGGCCGGGCGCGGGGGACAUCGUUCCCGGGCGCCUUGUGGCGGGCGCGCUCGCCCCGUCCUCCAGCCGGGGAUUCCGGGUUCUCUGGGCUCCCAGGCGCCGCGGGGAGGAGGGCGAGGACCAGCUCCGUGCGGAUCGAGGUUCCCACUGAAGCUAGAAUCCAGCCUCCUUGCCUGGUGCGGCGAUCCUCUGCCCUCGGUCCUCUGCCCUCCGUCCACCUGCCCUCUCCAGCAGGGGUCCCCUCUUACUUCUACAUGCUCCCCUCAGCCCAGAUGAGCUGCCUUUACCUGCGAUUCAGGCUCCCACCUGAUGCUCAGAACAGCCUCCCAGAAGCUGCCUCCAGUAGAGCCUUUGGGGCCACAUAGGCCUGAAUCCCAAUCAAGUCACAGGGGUUGGUGGAGUCUCUCUUUGGUGCAGACGUUCCGUUCCAGAGCCUUCGGUACAAGCUCGGACAGAUGAAAAGCUGUGUGUAAAGAACGAGCUUUCUGCAGAAGUGGAGAAUCCGGCCCGGCCUUCCCCAGUAGCCCUUCCCGGCUUCCCGUGGCCCCUCCUCCUGGGAACAAAGGACGAUGGAAAAGCCCGCGGGUGGAAGGAAGGCCCAGACCCCAGAGGAGGAAGUGCAUUCACUGAAGGACACACCCAAAGGAGAGAAAGCAUCGUCUGGGGAGGAAAGGCCAAGUAAGAGGUCCACGUUGGCAAAACACGGCAAGGAACCCAGCCCGAGUCCUGAGGAUGAGGAACAUUUGUUUGAUGCCUUCGAUGCUUCGUUUAAAGAUGACUUCGAGGGGGUUCCCGUGUUCAUUCCUUUUCAGAGAAAGAAGCCCUAUGGGUGCAGCGAGUGUGGACGCAUCUUUAAGCAUAAGACAGACCACCUCCGCCACCAGCGGGUUCACACUGGAGAGAAGCCCUUCAAAUGUGAUCGGUGUGGGAAGCUGUUCAGGCACAGCUCUGACGUCACCAAGCACCAGAGAAUCCACACCGGAGAGAAGCCCUUUAAAUGCAGUGAAUGUGGGAAGGCCUUUAACUGCAGUUCGAAUCUCCUAAAACAUCAGAAAACGCACACUGGGGAGAAGCCGUACGAAUGCAAGGAAUGUGGGAAAGCCUUCGCCUACAGCUCAUGUCUCAUUCGCCACCGGAAACGCCACCCGCGGAAGAAGCACUGAGCGUGGGGAAGCCGUCUGCCGAGAGUCAGCGUUCGCGCCCGUGAGGACCAUCCGGGGCGGGCCUGUCCCGCCGUCCCCCAUCCGACGUCUGAUGGAGGCCGGGGGCCCGCGGGCCGUGCGCUCAGUGCACCUGUGCUUGUGGGUCUCCACCACCGUCGGGACGGUCAGCCCAACCCGGUACACACGUGCUGGAGUGGGGUGCAGGCCAUCUCCAGGUCGAGACACCGUGAUAACAUGGGAGACGCGUGCAGCUGCGUCACCAGAGACGGAACUGGACCCCCUGGCCCAGCCCCCAACCCCGGGUGAGCAGCCCGACUCACCCAGAUGGACCACUCAGGACCUAGAUGCUGCCACCGUGGGAGAUUCCUGCCCUGGACGCGUGGUGGGGGCCCCAAGGAUGUGAGGGCAGCUUCGAGCCAGCCUGCAUCUGCCGUGGGGGUCUUCAGACAUGAGGCAGUGUGUGUGCCCUGCCCUCCGGGGAUCAGCUCUCCAGGGCCAGCAGCACAGAUCCCCAGAAAGGGAAUCGACAGGUGGAGACCAUUCUGGCAAAUCCCCUCCUCCUGGCCGUGCCGGAUAGGCGCCCCCACAGCCCAAGGACGGCAGGCUUGCCCCGGCCUCUCCAGCAGCAGGCAGAACUUUUGUGUGGGUGCCCAGAAAGCCACGUGCAGCGACGUUUAGCACGCGGACUGUCAGAAAAGUUGGAAAUAACUCAAAUGUGCAUCAACAGUGGGCAGACCCUCACCACCACCUGUGCAUCUCAGAAUGCUGAGUGAAGUCAGUCGGUCACAGGAGGUCAUUAUUAUAAAGCCAGAACUGAACAGCAUGUUGUUUGGAAAUAUCAGUGCAGUGAAACGAGACAGAGACGAAAGAACGGCUCACACCAAACUCAAGACAACGGCUCCUCGGGCAGGCGAGGCCACGUGGGCUUGGGUUUUUGGGUGGCAGCUAGUUCCUGAGCCGUGUGGAUGGAUUUCGCGGAAAUGUGACAUUGCAUUCGUAACAGUCCCU
Molecule: messenger RNA, 2218 nt
Organism: Lynx canadensis (Canada lynx)
Lineage: Eukaryota; Metazoa; Chordata; Mammalia; Carnivora; Felidae
Gene: ZFP41
Product: ZFP41 zinc finger protein
Exons: 7
Coding region: 617-1210 (197 amino acids)
Biological process (GO): regulation of transcription by RNA polymerase II
Molecular function (GO): DNA-binding transcription factor activity, RNA polymerase II-specific; RNA polymerase II cis-regulatory region sequence-specific DNA binding
Source: RefSeq, a predicted model, not a curated record